Messenger RNA from Sabethes cyaneus, 1470 nucleotides. Its product is annotated as tRNA modification GTPase GTPBP3, mitochondrial. Gene Ontology annotation, cellular component: mitochondrion; cytoplasm. Gene Ontology annotation, molecular function: GTP binding; protein binding; GTPase activity. Gene Ontology annotation, biological process: tRNA methylation; tRNA wobble uridine modification. The record is from RefSeq and is a predicted model, not a curated record. The transcript is spliced from 3 exons. NCBI's taxonomy places the organism in Eukaryota, Metazoa, Arthropoda, Insecta, Diptera, Culicidae. Bases 137 to 1468 code for a protein of 443 amino acids.
GUUGCUGUAUCCACUGCAGAAGCUAAAUGAAAGGUUUUUCUCUUCAAGAUCUACAAUUUUUGGGCUAUCUUCCGGUGCCGGCAAAUGUGGUGUUGCGGUGAUAAGAGUUUCGGGCGAAGCAAGUGGGAAUGUUAUUAUGCAAAAAACAAAAUCCAAUGAACUUCCGUUGCCGAGAAAAGUUUGCUUAAAACGGAUUUACCAUGCAAAAACGGCUGAAAUUAUUGAUCGAGGAUUGAUACUCUGGUUUCCAGGUCCGAAUAGUUUCACAGGGGAAGAUUCAGUCGAAUUCCAUGUUCACGGUGGACCUGCUGUAAUCAGUGCCAUGUAUGAUAGUCUGGCAUCGAUGGACGGAGUGCGGCUGGCUGAACCGGGAGAAUUCACUAAGCGAGCAUUCUAUGCCGGAAAAAUGGAUUUGACAGAAGUCGAGGGUUUGGCCGAUUUGAUCGAUGCUGAAACCGAAGCUCAGCGGAAGCAGGCACUUCUGCAGGCAGGCGGUGAGCUGUCCAAGUUAUACAAUCGCCUGAGAGGGCGAUUGGUAAAAUGUAUCGCCCACAUGGAAGCUUACAUAGAUUUUCACGAAGAUCAAGAUGUUGGUGAUGAUGUUUUGCACACUGUAAGAGAAGAAGUAACUGCGCUUAUAUCGGAUAUUCGUUCCCAUUUAGAUGAUCAUAGGCGAGGUGAAAGACUGAGAACUGGGGUUCGGACAGUGGUUAUUGGAGCACCCAAUGUUGGUAAAAGCAGCUUUGUUAAUCUUAUUAGUAAUCGAAAAGUAUCUAUUGUAACCGAUAUUGCCGGUACAACACGAGAUGUUAUCGAAAGUUAUCACGAUAUUGGAGGUUAUCCGGUAAUACUAGCCGACACUGCAGGCCUUCGGAAAAGCACGAAUGACAUUAUCGAACAGGAAGGAAUAUUGAAAGCCAAGGAUUAUGUUCAGUCAGCCGAUUUCAUAAUAGUUGUUAUCGACUCCAAAGAAGUAGAGAAAUAUCUGCAAAUGUUUGACAGUAGUAUAGAUCAAUAUUUAAUACAUUAUCUAAAUGAACUUGGAUAUUGUAAGAACGAUUUUACCAACAAGCGACUUAUGGUGAUCUUUAACAAGACUGAUUUAAUCUCGGAUCAAACUAUAAAAACUCUACAGUUCAUGACUCAAAUCAAGCUUCUUUCCUGCCAUGCUCAAACCGGACUCGGUGAAGUGCUGGGAGAAAUAUCUUCCCAUUUGCAGCAACUCUGUGGUAAUCCAACGAAAGAAAAUCCGAAUCUAAGCCAACAGCGGCAUCGUUCUCAUUUGAAACAGUGCGUUGAUUCUUUGGAAAGAUACUGCCAAUAUUUGGAUGAAGGAACAAACAUAGAUUUGGCAAUCGCAACUCAACAUUUAAGAAGUGCGACAAGGUGCUUAGGAAAAAUCACUGGAUCAAUAGAAACCGAGGAAAUACUGGAUGUGAUAUUUAGCAGUUUUUGUAUUGGCAAAUAAAG